CCGUCCGAACGGAACACCGUUCCAUAGAUUUUCCGUUUAGCUACGUCUGAUGGCUCACAGUUUCCGCAGCCACUCGUUUCGUUUGCCACCCGAAAAUAAAUCCACCGUAUAUACAUGUACAUACAAAUUCUUUUAAAGAAAGGAAAAUCACAUCGAUUUUAUUUUAACUUUUUUUCUUCCCGGAUUCCCACGCAUCUAACUGAAUUAAUUAACGACGUGUGACGUCAGAUGCUUCGCGCGAGCACACGUGUCGUCGGCGGCGGCCGCCGGCGAGCCCUCAUGGCCUCCUCCUCCCUCCUCGCCGCCUUCUCCUCCUCCUCCUCCUCCGCCUCCGGUCUCCCGCCCAAGCCCCGCCCUCCCGCCUCCGCCUCCGCCUCCGUGCCCGCGCGGCCGCGGUGGUUCCGUCGCCUCACGCUCGCCCGGGCCGCCGCGGGCCGGGACCCGGAGACGGAGCCGCCGGCGGCGCCCCCGGAGGAGGCCGAGAGGAGGUCGCUCGCGGUGAGGACGGGGGAGCUGUUCCUGGGCCUGGCGGCGCUGCUGGUGCGCGCGGGAAGGGGCGGGGCGGCGGCGGUGGAGGAGGUGGAGGCGAGGGACGGGGUGGUGUGGGAGCAGCGGCCCGAGGACGUGGAGGCGGAGCGGCGGCGGCGGGAGCUGACCAGCCCCGGGUUCAGCUUCUCCGCCGCCGGGCUGCUCUUCCCCUACCACCUCGGCGUCGCGCAGUGCCUCAUCGACAGGGGCUACCUCACGGAGAGAACUCCGUUAGCUGGUUCAUCAGCUGGUGCCAUAAUCUGUGCAGUGAUUGCAUCUGGGAACACAAUGCAAGAUGCUCUGCAAGUGACCAAGGAUCUAGCUGAUAACUGCCGGAGCAAAGGGACUGCCUUCCGUCUUGGGGCUGUACUCAAGGACGUUCUGGACAGGUUUCUUCCAGAUGAUCUGCACAUUAGGUGCAAUGGAAGGAUUCGUGUUGCUAUUACUCGGUUGUCCUGGAGGCCUAGGGGCUUGCUGGUUGACCAAUUCGACUCAAAAGAAGAUGUAAUUAGUGCGGUUAUUACAUCCUCCUUUAUUCCUGGAUACUUAGCUCCCAGGCCUGCAACGUUCUUUCGUAACAGGCUCUGCAUUGAUGGGGGCCUUACAUUGUUUAUGCCACCCACAUCUGCUUCUGAAACAGUUCGAAUUUGUGCAUUCCCAGCCAGCCGACUAGGAUUGGAAGGGAUUGGUAUUAGUCCAGACUGCAAUCCAGAGAACAGAGCUAACCCUCGACAGCUGUUUAACUGGGCCCUGGAACCUGCUGAAGAUGAAGUUCUCGACAAAUUAUAUGAGCUUGGAUAUCAGGACGCGGCUGUAUGGGCUGACCAGAGGCCAGUUGAGUUGAUUGUUAAGAAUGAACAACCACUCCCCGUCACAGAUUGAAACGACAUCAACAAGACCCUGACUUCUUGAACCUUAUUUGGUUCUCUCGAAAGCUAACAUCUCCAUCAGUUUGACCUUGCUGUGCCCAUGGAAAUCUGUAACAUAAGUACAUAACUGCAUCAACUGUAUUUUGUUCUACCCCAGAUUUUGUUUGCUCUAGGCUACCAGUUCAAUACUUCAGUGGUUUGUAAAGUGUAACUACAACCAUGCAAGCGGGUACUGUCUUACUGGUGCCUUUGCCAUAGGUAUCAUUUGAUCCUGCAUUGUAAGGAAGAGCAGAUUUUGUCAGUAAUCAGUAAAAUUUUGUUACAAGA
Messenger RNA from Oryza brachyantha (malo sina), 1724 nucleotides. Its product is annotated as patatin-like phospholipase domain-containing protein 4. Gene Ontology annotation, biological process: triglyceride catabolic process; lipid homeostasis. Gene Ontology annotation, molecular function: triacylglycerol lipase activity. Gene Ontology annotation, cellular component: membrane; lipid droplet; cytoplasm. The coding region runs from base 229 to 1410 and encodes 393 amino acids. Lineage: Eukaryota; Viridiplantae; Streptophyta; Magnoliopsida; Poales; Poaceae. The record is from RefSeq and is a predicted model, not a curated record. The transcript is spliced from 7 exons.